AUGAAGCUUCCCCUUCCCGUCGCCCGCUUUUCCCCUACCCGUCGCCACGAUUUCGACCCCCCCCGACGCCCGCCCUUCGCCCGCAUUUCCCCUUCCCUUCGCCCGCUAUUCCCCUUCUCGUCGCCCGCUCCCGUCGCCCCUUUUUCCCCUUCCCGUCGCCCGCUUUUCCCCUUCCCGUCGCCCGCUUUAGCCCUUCCCGUCUCCCGCUAUUCCCCUUCCCGUCGCCCCCUUGCCGCUCCUCACCGUCCCCCCCCCAGCUCUCUACCCGGCAUCUCCCCCGCUCCCCACGUCCUCUUCCCUGCCUCCCCCCAUUCCCUUCCCUGCUUCCCCCCGUCCCCUUCCCUCCUUCCCCCCAUUCCCUUCCCUGCUUGCCCCCGUCCCCUUCCCUCCUUCCCCCCGUCCCCUUCCCAUCAUCCCCCCAUCCUCUUCCCUGCUUCCCCCCGUCCCCUUCCCUGCUUCCCCCCAUCCCCUUCCCUGCUUUCCCCCGUUCCCUUCCCUCCUUCCCUCCUGCCGGCCCGCCACCUCACCUGA
Closterium sp. NIES-65 is the source of this 531-nucleotide messenger RNA. Lineage: Eukaryota; Viridiplantae; Streptophyta; Zygnematophyceae; Desmidiales; Closteriaceae. The record is from the annotation of a GenBank genome assembly.